Molecule: messenger RNA, 611 nt
Organism: Saimiri boliviensis boliviensis (Bolivian squirrel monkey)
Lineage: Eukaryota; Metazoa; Chordata; Mammalia; Primates; Cebidae
Source: RefSeq, a predicted model, not a curated record
AUGCUCCCCGCCUCGGCGGCCCCCCCCCGCUUACCCCGCCUACUGCCUAAGGAAAUCUCUCUGCCUCCGCCGGUGCCGCCUUACGCUACUGCACGGCCCAGUCACUCGCCCGCUUUUUCACUGGGGGGCGCCCACUGCUCUGCAAGGCCCCGCCUACUCCAGCUAGCCCCACCUCGCCGCGUCAGCCCCGCCUCCCGCCUGCCCACCGAGGGGUUCUUCGGGCGCCUCCGGGCCCCGCCUCCUCCGCUCGCCCUCUCCAAGCGCCCGCCCCUGAGGAGCACGACCUGGGCCAGCUCGGCCCCGCCUUCCCGCCAGCGCUGUGAGGGAGUCGGCCCGCGGCCCACCCCGCGCGCCCCACCUCGCCUCGGCCUCCUCGGCUCCAGUCCCCUGGUGCGGGAGGCGUCCUGCAGGCCGGCUCGAGAUUCCCCAGCUCGCCCUCGUGGGGCCUCAAGAACACUGUACUUCGAGUUAGGCCGGCCUGUCCUGAGAGCCCGCGGGAGGCGAAGGGAGCGCACCGUUGCUGUGGGAAGCGCCGGGACGCCGCAGCCUCACCGCCGGACGCUGCGCGAGGGUUUCGUGUGUCCUUGAGGAAUCGCCACACUGUCUUCCAC